AUGAGAUUGAAACACCAAGUCCGGAUGCAGACGGGACACUUAGAUGAAGACGAGUUCGUAGCUACAAAGACGAGAUCCAAUACACCAGAAGGAGUUGCGGCUGGCGGUAGCGGAGCUAGUACAUUCUGGUUAUCCGCUGUGUCAGCCGCAGCACAACCUCUUGAAGGUUGCAAUGAGACCGGAUUCAUCAGCAGUCAACCAUCGAUGGCAGAAUUCAUGACAGCAUUGCCUCAUAUAUCUGGCGAGGUUCCUCAUGGACCACAAAUGAGCCCUCAAACUCCACCUACUACUGGAUUCCCUAUGGAUAUUCCGCAUGGAAUAGGAUCACCUGGUGUCAAUGUGCCAGAAUAUCCUUGGAUGAAAGAAAAGAAGACCACACGGAAGAAUAGUCAACAAGGUAAUUAA
Messenger RNA from Phaedon cochleariae (mustard beetle), 405 nucleotides. NCBI's taxonomy places the organism in Eukaryota, Metazoa, Arthropoda, Insecta, Coleoptera, Chrysomelidae. The record is from the annotation of a GenBank genome assembly.